AACUAUUUUACAAGCAAGGUGACCAACCAGUUGCAUAUGCAUUUUGUGCCUACUCUACCUUGAAGCCAUUCAUUUAUAAAUGGAGUAUUCUAAUUUGCAACAGCAGGCAUCAUCCUUGAAAAAGAGCCUCUUUGAUCAGGGAUACUUGGAUGAGCAAUUUUGUCAGAUUGAGGACUUGCAGGAUGAAGCAAGCCCUAAUUUUACAGAAGAAGUUGUUUCCUUGUUCUUCAAGAACUCAACGAGGCUAAUGGCAAUUAUUGAGCAAGCUAUGGAGAAGAACCCUAGAGAUUUCAGUAGAUGGGAUGUAAACAUGCAGCAAUUAAAAGGAAGCUGUUGUAGUAUUGGUGCUUCUAGGAUGAAGAACGAGUGCACCUCAUUCAGGAAUAGCUGUGGAGACGAGAAUGCUGAAGGUUGUAUGAGGUCCUUCCAGAACUUGAAGAGGGAGCAUGGAGUCCUCAGGCAGAAGCUGGAAUCCUACUUCCAGCUGCUGCGACAAGCCGGUCAUGCUGUGAGUGUGACUGCAACCAGGCCUAGAGGCAUGUAAAGAACGGCUGUUGGCGUGGUGACGUGCAGGGUUGCUCCACUAGGCUGUUGUUGGGGCUAGCGGUAACGACGGGCCAUGAAUAAGAAAUUUCCCCGUUUGCUAUUGGGAAGUUCUCUACAGGUUUUUAAGUGUAACAUGCGCUAAUCUCGGCCCUUAAGCUGGUGCUGCCGACUACUAGUACUAGGCCGGCAUAUAAGAGCAGACUAGAGUGAUGUGGUUUGGUAGGCGUGUUGUCCAUGCCUGCCUCUAUAUGUUGGUCAAAUAAACUCGAUGGAGUUUGCAUGUUUGCAUCAUGAGAUCUCUGCUUUUCGCCC
Messenger RNA from Sorghum bicolor (sorghum), 858 nucleotides. RefSeq names its product pseudo histidine-containing phosphotransfer protein 5. Gene Ontology annotation, biological process: cytokinin-activated signaling pathway; phosphorelay signal transduction system; phosphorylation. NCBI's taxonomy places the organism in Eukaryota, Viridiplantae, Streptophyta, Magnoliopsida, Poales, Poaceae. The transcript is spliced from 6 exons. Gene Ontology annotation, molecular function: histidine phosphotransfer kinase activity; protein histidine kinase binding. The record is from RefSeq and is a predicted model, not a curated record. Gene Ontology annotation, cellular component: nucleus; cytoplasm. The coding region runs from base 80 to 544 and encodes 154 amino acids.